Exophiala aquamarina CBS 119918 is the source of this 1062-nucleotide messenger RNA. RefSeq lists its product as uncharacterized. The transcript has a single exon. Gene Ontology annotation, molecular function: nitronate monooxygenase activity. NCBI's taxonomy places the organism in Eukaryota, Fungi, Ascomycota, Eurotiomycetes, Chaetothyriales, Herpotrichiellaceae. The record is from RefSeq and is a predicted model, not a curated record. Bases 1 to 1062 code for a protein of 353 amino acids.
AUGGCUCAAAAUCCACUUCACUAUGACUAUCCCUGGACAACUCCUGAUGCUCCUUUGGUUGUGUCUGCUCCAAUGAUGAGAAUCACAAUGGCCAAGGCUGCUGUCACUGUAUCUGCAAAUGGAGGCUUCGGCUUUGUAGCUGGCGGGUUUGAUCUUUCCAAUCUGGCCAAGGACUUGGACGAGGCUGCUGAGUUGGUGAAAAGUCAAGCUUUAGCCCGACAUGAUGGAGUGCUUCCUAUUGGUGUUGGUUUCCAAAAUUGGGGCAGCGACCUGAAACUGGCUCUGGCAGCGAUCACUGAGCAUCCUGUUGCAGCCGUCUGGUUCUUUGCACCGAAUCAGCUAAGCGACCUACUAGAUUGGACAAACAAGAUUCGCGCUGCCACGAAUGGAAAGACCAAAAUUUGGAUACAGAUUGGAACUGUUGCAGAAGCAGUCGAGGUCGCGAAGACCAGUAGGCCAGAUGUCAUUGUGGUGCAAGGUGCAGAUUCUGGUGGCCAUGGGCUUGCGCAGCGAGCUAGUCUUCUGACUCUUCUCCCUGAAAUUGCAGAUGCUCUAUUCAAGGAUGGGAUCACAACACCCUUGAUUGCAGCAGGUGGCAUCGUUGAUGGCCGUGGCGCUGCCGCUGCAUUGUCACUUGGUGCAAGUGGCGUCGCUCUUGGAACAAGAUUUCUUGCCAGUAAUGAGGUCAUUAUUGCUAAAGGUUAUCAAAAUGAGGUGCUCAGAGUUGCUGACGGGGGCGUCACUACGGUUGCGACUACAGUCUAUGACACGGUGCGAGCUAUCUAUGGUUGGCCACAAGCAUAUACUGGUCGAGGCGUGUCAAAUCGCAGUUAUUUAGAUGCCGUACAUGGCAUGAGCGAGGGUGAGAACCAGGAGCUCUACAAAGAAGCUAUGAAACAAGGAGAUGCUGGAUGGGGUCCUGAAGGGAGAAUGACCACAUACGCAGGCACCGGCAUCGGCCUGAUCCACGCCGUUCAGCCGGUUGGCGAGAUCGUGAGAAGUGUUCAACGGGAAGCUAAACAGGUCUUACAAAAGACUGCAGCAAGAUUCGCAAAGCAGUAA